This is a messenger RNA of Penicillium argentinense, 2814 nucleotides long. Its product is annotated as putative raffinose synthase protein Sip1. The coding region runs from base 1 to 2814 and encodes 937 amino acids. The transcript has 2 exons. The record is from RefSeq and is a predicted model, not a curated record. Lineage: Eukaryota; Fungi; Ascomycota; Eurotiomycetes; Eurotiales; Aspergillaceae.
AUGCAGGUCGACACUAGAAAUACGUCCACUCUCCCCAUUGUCGGACCCGACAAGAACAAGUCAAGGACUGCAUUUGUACGACCUGCUCAGAUGAGUCUGUUCGCGCGAGUGACUAGUUACCCGCCCCUCGGCCAGGUCACUUGUCUUCCUCGGGUCCAGAGGACGUUGCGGUCUGAGAAGGAUGAUGUUGUCCGAUUCACAGUCGUCAUCGAGUCCAGCAAAUCCUUCCCAGACCAAAUCUGGGAAACUCAGAUCUGGCACAACAUUUCCAGCUCAGAAUGGACAGAUCUCCCCCUUCGCAAGAUCGACCCCUCACACGCGCCCUUGCUGAGCGAGAAUGGCGCGGAGAAUAGCUACCAUCGCCACAUAUUCUCAAACGAGAUCGUCUUGCCCUCCUCAGGCGGACAUGCACAAUUCACGAUACGCUUUCGCAUGGGCCCAGAUACCGACUGGCAAUGGGCCAACGAGCAGCAUCCGAUUAAUGAUGGCGAGAUUGUAUUCUGUCCUCGCAUGCCACUUGCGCAGAGUACAUCGUCAAAUGGAAAGGAUGAACUUUCCACGUAUAUCGACAAUCUUUCACAAGAUACUCAUAUUGAGUCGAGAUCCAGCGAGGCUCCUGGUUCGCUGCUGUGGUCCGUAUCUGGUGACGUGCCCGCUGCGACCGAAGCGUCUGGGACAAAAAGUCUUGUGCUAGGCAAGCCGUCCUCGGUGACUAGGAAUUUCUCUUUGGUGCGAGUCUGGAGUCCUUGGCUAGGUCCCAGACAUGGGAAAGAUCAGUUCCGGCUGACAGAGGACGCUUUUCUGUGCUCCUUUCUACGGAAAGAUGGGAUGCAUCUCGUCUUGCUCGCCGUCUCGGGAAUCAACGAUGUCUUGACUGUGUUCAGGUCGGGGAAUCAUAAUGAUCUCGUCGUCAAAGCGCGAAACGAUAAUACUGAGACAGCCAAAUUCCAGGUGUUGGCUGCUGUCGCCGAGGACUUUGAGGUUGCCUUGUCGGCGCUCGUUUACGAGUCUCGAAAGUUCGUCAGGCCUUUCUCGGAGUUCUCAGAUGUGUCCUCGGAAGACUUCACCCCGGUAUCGCCACUGGGAGAUGAUGUUGUCAUCGUGGAGAAAGAUCCACAGAUACAGUGGCUAACUGAAUGGUUUGACGGCUUGACAUAUUGCACGUGGAACGGACUGGGCCAGAACCUGACUGAGGAUAAGAUUCUUCAGGCAUUGAAGGACCUAAAAUCAAACGGAAUAAACAUUUCCAACCUGAUCAUCGACGAUAACUGGCAAAGCGUCGACAACGAAGGUGACUCCCAAUUCAAGCGCCGCUGGCAAAAAUUCGAAGCAAACAGCGCAGCCUUCCCAGACGGCCUCAGACAAUCCGUCAACAAAUUCCGCCAAACACAUCCAAACAUCCAACACAUCGGCGUCUGGCACGCCCUAUUCGGUUAUUGGGGCGGUAUCAGCCCAAACAGCGACCUAUCCAAAAACUACAAAACAAAAGAAGUGAAAAUCAAAGACCCGGCCGCGGACGGCCCAAUCGCUCAAAACAUCACCGACGGCAAGAUCCUCGCCAUCGACCCAGACGACAUCCAACAAUUCUACGAAGACUUCUAUACCUUCCUUAAUGCCUCCGGCAUCGACUCCGUAAAAGCAGACGCGCAAUUUUUCAUCGACCUCCUCGACGACCCGAGCGAUCGGAAGAAAUUCACAACAGCCUACCAAGAUGCCUGGUCCAUCGCCGCACUUAAACAUUUUGGCACACGCGCUAUCUCCUGCAUGUCGCUGAUUCCGCAGAUUAUGUUCCACUCGCAAUUACCGACAACCAAACCGACCAUUCCACUCCGAAAUUCGGAUGACUUCUUCCCCGAUGUCCCAGCCGCGCAGCCUUGGCAUGUUUUUUGUAAUGCGCAUAAUGCCUUGUUCACGAGGUACCUCAAUGCACUGCCGGAUUGGGAUAUGUUUCAAACGAAACAUCCGUACGCUUCUUUCCAUGCUGCUGCACGCUGUAUUUCUGGCGGACCCGUGUACAUCACUGAUGAGCCAGGCAAGCACGAUCUCAAACUCCUUGAUCAAAUGACUGCCCCAACCGUCCAUGGGACAACUGUUAUUUUACGACCCAGCGUCAUCGGCAGAACAAUCGAUGUCUACAAUGGCUAUCACGAAGGAAGGAUAUUGCGAGUCGGGAGCUAUACCGGCUGGGCCAAGACGGGCAGCGGCAUCCUGGGCCUCUUCAACGUUCAAUCCGGGCAAACAACCUGCUUGGUCUCCUUGAUGGAUUUCCCGGGCAUCCACGAAGAUUCACAAGGACAAUACGUGAUCCGAGCCUACACAAGCGGCAAAGUAACCGGUCGAAUGCAACCGCUAGACAAAGACUCGCUCGUCUCUAUCGUUCUAGAGCAGAAGGGCUGGGAGAUCCUAACAGCGUACCCGACGCAGUCGUUUACAUUGAAGGGGAGUCGGGGGUACAAUCUUUCCGGUGGGAGUCUGACGCAUGUAGCUGUGCUUGGUCUACUGGGUAAAAUGACUGGUGCUGCUGCGGUUGUUAGUUCGGAUAUAUUUAUCGUGGAAAAUGGUCGGCUGCGGUUCGAUGUGCAUUUGAAGGCAUUGGGGGUUUUGGGUGUUUAUUUCUCGGAUCUGAGUCGGUUGGAUAUUGCUAAGAAUUUCAUGGUUAUGAUUCUAGGUCGGCCGGUUCCGCCGAAGACGGUGUGGAAGGAGGGUGGGGAGGAUGCGAAAGUACUCGCGAUUGAUGUGCUUGCGGCUUGGAAGGCUAUGAAGUUGGAUAGUGGGUGGAGUAAUGAGGCUUUUGUUCAGGUGUUUGUGGGGUGA